CAUGAUUCAUAACUCGAAGACUUGAUUCUGUUUACCAGUACGGUUUGCCAGCAGGCCAGCAGGUGCACUUAAUUGAUCUGUCGCAGGAAAUUAUUUGGUCUUCACAGCGAAGAGCGAGAAAAACUGAUAAGAUCAAUUAGAUCAAUUUCUUUAUCAAUUAAAGUCACCAACCCAGUGAAUUCGGUCAGUUGGAACUCUGUAUCAUUCCACUGUCCACUGGCAAGCCGAGUAUCUUAUAAGUAUAGCUAUUUGCUGAUUUGCUGAAAGUAAAAAAUUUAUAAAGGUUUACACGUGUUAACAUCAGCACAUUUCAUGCAUAUUUUUUGCUUACCUGACGUGGUUGAAUCAAUGAUACGUACCUCCGAUCAUAAAUUUGACCAGUUUUUUAAACCCGAAAUUCAGUCUACGCAAAUAUUUAAUCGCUGGACGGUUUUUGCAUCGAUAUAUUACCGACCCACUUGCAUGGGGGUUUCUACUGGAUAUAAUCAACCAGCGAAAUAAUGUUUGAAAAAGUGAACAAGGAAUUGUUGCCGAUAAAAGGGCAUUACUUCCUAUACAAUGCUGCAACAGGACCCAUUGUUCCAUUUUUACCAACAAUUGCCAAGCAGAUAGGAUUUUCUAAUUCCCUCGUUGGAUUGAUUUAUGCCAUACUUCCAUUGUCUGGAUUAAUAGCAAAACCACUGUUCGGAGGCUUGGCUGACAAGUUUAAACUGCACAAGACAUUUUUUUUAAUAUUUCAACUUCUUUUGGCUGUUGCGUUUUUUGGUAUAUAUUUUAUACCAGAAAUUGAGUCAUCAGCCGAAGUGGAACUAGUCUGCGACUCAGGAGAGGCAACUAUAGAAAUUCAGUCAGCUAAUGACUUCAGUCCACGGCUUCUGAACAUUUUAAAAAACCCAAGAUUUACCAACACCGAUUGCGAACUUUCUUGCAUUGGGUCCAACGAAGCUUACAAAAAACUUUGCACUGACUGGCAUGCGGUACAAUUUUGCAGCCGAGCAGAUACAACAGACCCUGAAAUUAGUCGGUUCAACUUUACUGCUGGGCUUCAUGCCACGUUUCUUUACGGGAAAGAUAAUUUGGCUUAUCUCAUUGUGAAGACCGCUAUCUUUUCGGAUAAUGUUCCGCACACACCUGUAUGCAUGUCACAAUUGAGAACAUCUUGCUCGGCAACAUGCCCAGAAUCGUCGACCUUAACUCGGCUACUAGAAGAGUCUAGCCAACGAUCAAGCUUGUCACAAACAUCUACGUAUCAAUUUCAUUUGUUCAUAUGGUUCGCUGUUGUGAGUUGGAUUGGAAUGGCCGUUGUAGUGAGCAUAGGUGAUGCUAUAUGCAUGAGCUUGCUCGGUGAGGACAAUGAGAAGGAAUAUGGAAAGCAGAAGAUGUGGGGAAGUAUUGGCUUCGGAAUAUUUGGUAUCAGUGCUGGAUAUCUUGUAGAUUUAGCCAGUGUUGGUAAAUUGGAGAAAGAUUACAGUUCCAUAUUUUAUAUAAUGUUGAUUGCCAUGGCAUUGGAUUUAAUAGUAUCUUCAACCCUGAAAAAGAAAGAGUGCCCUGAUCGUGAGCCCUCUGUCCUGUGGGAAUUAUGGAAAGUUGGAAAAGAAGGUCGUGUCCUAGCAUUCAUAUGGUGGUGUAUUGGUGCCGGAAUCUGCACAGGUGUCGUUUGGAAUUUCCUGUUUUUGUACACAGAAGAAAUCGUGACCGGUGACCAAGUAGAUUGGCUCAAAACACUCCAGGGGCUGCUUACAGGAGUACAAUGUUUCGCUGGGGAAAUGCCUUUCAAUUUUAUUUCAGGUGCUAUCUUACAACGGCUCGGACAUGUCAACGUCAUGAGUCUAGUACUUUUGGUUUAUGCAAUCAGAUUUAUGGCCUAUAGUCUUAUUACAAAUCCGUGGAUAUUCUUGGUAGUAGAAAUAUUGCACGGUCCUUCUUUAGGCCUCUGUUGGCCUGCCAUGGUCUCAUAUGGUGAUAAAGUUGCUCCGUCUGGAACAAAAGCAACAAUUCAAGGAUUGGUUGGUGCUGUAUUUGAAGGCAUAGGUGUCUCAUUGGGCAGCUUUAUUUGCGGACUGCUUAUGGACAAUUACAAAGGUGUGAUAACAUUCCGUAUAUUUUCUGCCGGUGCGUUAUUCUGGCUCCUAAUUCACUGGCUAGUACAGUUCCUAUUGAUGAAAUCAAAAGCCAAUCCCGUUCAUCAAGGGCAUAAUCAUUUAGCGACGUAUACAGCACUUGAUGAUGGGGUUUACACGACUGCCAACCAGGAACUACAAACCUAUUGAACAAAAUAAUACUGUAUGAACUGGUAAUAUAAGUGUUAGAAUUAUGUAAUAUUAAGAUUUAGAAAAGUGAAAGCACACUUACCAGUCUGUAGUCAGGUAAUGACUGCCAGGAUAGAAACGACAAGAAGCAUCGGUUUACCUUCAAGAGUUACCUAUUAUCUUAUCUCCUAUUCUGUUUUUAUUACCCAGUUGUAAAAAUAUACAACUGGUCGAGUUGCAAUCUGUAAAUAAUUUUAUACAUACACAGAGACACACAAGUACUUGAAUAUAUGGCAAUCACUUGGCGGCUUCGUUGGACACGUUUAUUUGCCGUACAUGCGAAAGAAGACGUUUGAUAUACAUUCAGUAUUAUAUAAAUUAAUUUUUGUAUAUACACGUGUACCUAUUAAUAUAUUUUGUUUAUUUUUA
Molecule: messenger RNA, 2678 nt
Organism: Diprion similis
Lineage: Eukaryota; Metazoa; Arthropoda; Insecta; Hymenoptera; Diprionidae
Gene: Sugb
Product: major facilitator superfamily domain-containing protein 6
Exons: 9
Coding region: 501-2270 (589 amino acids)
Cellular component (GO): membrane
Source: RefSeq, a predicted model, not a curated record